AUGUUCGUCUUCAAGCGAGGUAUGAUCCCUUCCUGCCUACAUCAGAAGCCUCAAUGGCCCUUCAGCUCGCGUCUUGAAGUCCCUCCCUGCACGUCCACGUCGCUGACAACUCUUCUAGAUGGACGCAAGGAACGCGUGCAGUUCGACAAGAUCACGGCACGUGUCUCGAGACUGUGCUAUGGUCUCGAUCCCGAACACGUCGAUGCAGCAGCUAUCACACAGAAAGUGAUUUCUGGUGUUUAUCAGGGUGUAACCACGAUCGAGCUCGACAACUUGGCCGCAGAGACUGCUGCUUACAUGACCGUCACCCAUCCCGACUAUGCCAUCCUCGCAGCACGUAUUGCUGUCUCCAAUCUUCACAAACAGACCAAGAAGCAAUUCUCUUCCGUCAUCUCGGAUCUCUACCACUAUAUCAAUCCCAAGAAUCAAAAGCCCUCUCCCAUGAUCUCGCAGGAGACAUACGAGUGUGUUAUGAGACAUGCUGAGGAGUUCAACUCGGCCAUUGUGUACGAUCGAGACUUCAACUACCAGUACUUCGGCUUCAAGACGUUGGAGAGAUCAUACCUGCUCAAGAUUGGCAAGCAAGUCGCCGAACGACCACAACACCUGCUCAUGCGAGUUGCUGUCGGCAUCCACGGAGAUGAUGUCGAAAAGGCCAUCGAGACAUACAAUCUGAUGUCCCAGAAGUGCUUCACUCAUGCCUCGCCGACCCUCUUCAACGCCGGCACACCCCAACCUCAACUCUCAUCAUGCUUCUUGAUCGACAUGAAAGAGGACAGCAUUGACGGUAUCUACGACACCCUGAAGACUUGCGCGCUGAUCUCCAAGACUGCCGGCGGUAUUGGUCUCAACGUCCACUGCAUCCGUGCUACCGGCUCAUACAUUGCCGGCACCAACGGCACGUCCAAUGGUCUUAUCCCCAUGCUCCGCGUCUUCAACAAUACCGCUCGUUAUGUCGACCAGGGCGGUAACAAGCGCCCUGGCGCUUUUGCCAUCUACCUCGAGCCGUGGCAUGCCGAUGUCUUUGAUUUCUUGAACCUGAGAAAGAACCAUGGCAAGGAAGAAGUCCGUGCACGUGAUCUGUUCUUUGCUCUGUGGACUCCUGAUCUUUUCAUGGAACGUGUUGAGAAGAACCAGGACUGGACUCUGUUCUGCCCUCACGAGGCUCCCGGCCUGGCCGACGUAUACGGAGACGAAUUCGUCGCUCUGUUUGAGAAGUAUGAAAGAGAAGGCCGUGGUCGCGCCACCAUCAAAGCCCAGAAGCUCUGGUAUGCCAUCCUCGAAGCACAGACCGAGACUGGAGGACCUUUUAUGCUGUAUAAGGAUGCCUGCAACAAGAAGAGCAACCAGAAGAACUUGGGUACCAUCCGAAGCUCCAACCUCUGCACCGAGAUCGUCGAAUAUACUGCACCAGAUGAGGUUGCCGUGUGCAAUCUUGCCUCUCUGGCUCUCCCUACCUUUGUCGAUCAAGCUCGUGGCGAGUAUGACUUUGGUCGCCUCCACGAGGUCGUCCAAGUUGUUACUCGCAACCUGAACAAGAUCAUUGACAUCAACUACUACCCGGUGCAAGAGGCCAAGAACAGCAAUCUCCGUCACCGACCAAUUGGUCUUGGUGUUCAGGGCCUUGCAGAUGCGUUCCUUGCUCUGCGUCUUCCUUUUGACUCUCCCGAGGCUCGACAACUCAACAUCCAGAUCUUCGAGACCAUCUAUCACGCCGCCCUCACAGCAUCAUGCGAACUUGCCAAGGAGCAAGGUCCUUAUCAGACAUACGAAGGUAGCCCUGUCUCCCAAGGCAUUCUCCAGUAUGAUAUGUGGAAUGUCACUCCAACAGAUCUGUGGGAUUGGGACUCCUUGAAGGCCGAAAUUGCCAAAUAUGGCGUCCGCAACUCGCUUCUGGUUGCGCCCAUGCCUACUGCAUCCACGUCUCAGAUUUUGGGCAACAACGAAUGUUUCGAGCCAUACACAUCCAACAUCUACUCCCGUCGUGUGUUGGCCGGCGAGUUCCAAGUCGUGAACCCAUGGCUUCUGAAGGACUUGGUUGAGCUCGGACUUUGGUCUGACAACAUGAAGAACCGCAUCAUUGCUGACGGUGGUUCGAUUCAGAACAUCCCCAACAUCCCUGCCGAUAUCAAGGCUCUGUACAAGACUGUCUGGGAAAUCAGCCAACGUACUGUCCUGCAGAUGGCCGCCGAUCGAGGUGCCUUUAUCGAUCAGUCUCAAUCCCUCAACAUCCAUCUCAAGGAGCCAACAAUGGGCAAGAUUACGUCGAUGCACUUUGCCGGCUGGAAGAUGGGCCUGAAGACUGGAAUGUAUUACCUGCGAACCAUGGCCGCCAGUGCCCCCAUCCAAUUCACUGUCGACCAAGAACAGCUCAAGGUUGAAGACACUAAUGUGGCACGUGAGCGAAGCAUGCCCAAGAAACGCACCUCGCUGGGCUACGGGCCGAGUUACCAAUCUGUCCCACGCCCAAUGUACGCGACCAAGACAUCUCCUUUCAGUACAGGCGGCUCUGCCACUUCUCUGAAUGGUAUUCCCACUCCUACAUCCACGCCUCCUCCCAGCAGCGAGGAUAAGACUCUGGACCUUGUCCGCAAACUGACCAAGACGCGCUUGAGCGAUGGUACCAGCAGUGAAGAACCUAGUCCCAAGGUUUUGCCCACUGAUCCCGUCGGGACUCCUGACGUGGAGGAGAGCCUCGAGAACAGAGCGGAGAUCAAGCGUCUCCAAGUCGAAGACAAGGAACGUGACUCGGAAGAACGUGAGGGUGAUAUCUACUCACAGAAGGUUCUUGCUUGCUCAAUUGAGAAUGGAGAUGCAUGCGUGAUGUGCAGUGGUUAA
Molecule: messenger RNA, 2838 nt
Organism: Capronia coronata CBS 617.96
Lineage: Eukaryota; Fungi; Ascomycota; Eurotiomycetes; Chaetothyriales; Herpotrichiellaceae
Product: ribonucleoside-diphosphate reductase large chain
Exons: 3
Coding region: 1-2838 (945 amino acids)
Biological process (GO): DNA replication; deoxyribonucleotide biosynthetic process
Cellular component (GO): ribonucleoside-diphosphate reductase complex
Molecular function (GO): ribonucleoside-diphosphate reductase activity, thioredoxin disulfide as acceptor; ATP binding
Source: RefSeq, a predicted model, not a curated record